Fukomys damarensis (Damara mole-rat) is the source of this 1432-nucleotide messenger RNA. RefSeq names its product C-type lectin domain family 10 member A. The transcript is spliced from 9 exons. NCBI's taxonomy places the organism in Eukaryota, Metazoa, Chordata, Mammalia, Rodentia, Bathyergidae. The record is from RefSeq and is a predicted model, not a curated record. Bases 16 to 1146 code for a protein of 376 amino acids. Gene Ontology annotation, molecular function: signaling receptor activity.
CUGCUACUGUCUACAAUGUUGGUCCUUAAUGCUGAGCGGGUCAGUUCCUCUGAAGGCCCAUUGCGAAGAGGGUUUAAGGUCCUCAGACAAAUAGAGACACAGAAGAUCUCCAUUGGCCUGCUUUCCAGAGCUCUGUGGGGAGGGGAUGAGAGGUGUGCAUUGCACAGUUGGGUUUGGAAGGAAAAUUCAUUAACUUGCAAGCCCAGUCAUACAGCUGUGUGUGAACCUGCUAAGGACUUGUCUUUCCCCAACUAUCUCUUACCUUGUGCUGCCUCCCCAAGCUCUGAUGAUAGGAUCUCAGCCCUACCUCUCCAGAGAAUACUGGGGAAUUUGUACUAUGGGCCAUACCUCAUCUUGAUCUCCUUGGGACUUAGUUUCCUGCUGCUGGUGGUUGUCUGUGUGAUUGGACACCAAGGUUAUAACUUACAGAAAGACCUGGUUACCUUGAAUACAAAUUUCAGCAACUUCACUUCAGACCAUGCAGCUGACAUCCAGCGACUGACUUCCAACUAUGGUACAUUGCAAGAAACUAUAAAUUCUCUGAAAGCAGAAGUGGAGGAUCACAGGGAGGAACUGCAGGCAGGACGUAGCUUGAAGGAUAAGGUGAAUUCUCUGGAGGGCACUCUGCAGAAAAAAGAGCAGGAGUUCAAAGCAGAUCAGUCUCAAAUGCUCACACAAGUUCAGAAGCUGGUAAAAGAGCUCCGGGCCCUGUCUUGUCAACUGGCUGAGCUCAAGAACAAUGGCUCUAAGACCUGCUGCCCUCUUAACUGGAUGGAGCAUGAAGGCAGCUGCUACUGGUUUUCUCAAUUAAAGAAAUCCUGGCUUGAGGCUAACAAGUCCUGCCAGAUGGAAAAUGCCCACCUGGUGAUAGUGAACUCCUUGGAGGAGCAGAGAUUUAUUGAGGGCAACACGAGACAGAGGAACACCUGGAUAGGCCUAACUGACAAGAGUGGGCCCUGGAAAUGGGUGGAUGGGUCUGACCUUGACAGAGGUUUUACGAACUGGAGUCCAGAGCAGCCAGAUGACUGGUAUGGGCAUGGGCUGGGAGGAGGCGAGGACUGUGCCCACUUCACCUUUGAUGGUCACUGGAAUGAUAAUGCCUGCCUGAGGCCCUACCUCUGGGUCUGUGAAAUAGAGCUGAGCUGAGCCAGCUAAGCGCUUCCCUCACUGUAAUUUAUUUACUCAAUGCCUUGAAAUGCUAAGAUCAAGUAUUAAGAAUCCUCCUUUCUGGGGGACUUUCAACUAGCAUAUUUUUGUUGUUUUUUUGGUACUGAGGAUCAAACUCAGGACCUUGCGCUUGCGAGGCAGGCGGUGGAACCACUGAGCCAAAUCCUUGCCCUCAACUAGGGGAAUGAAAAUGAUGGUGUCUAAGGAAUGUAUUGUGAGAUUUAUAGGGGUGGGGAGAAUAAAAUCCAUGAUAAUUUGUACAGUG